UGUCAACACUUUCUGAAGAAUUUUCAGCACAGUUGUCCAUCCUCUUCCUCUCGCAUUGGCUUUAUCUGGCCUACCCCAGUCAAUCUGAUGCUGGGUGUAAUUUGUGCACCACUGCAACAUAUUCACAAUUUGCACACAAGAAAAACUUUUUAAAGGAGAGCUGGACAGAUUUUGUGCUGCUGCGAGUGUGCUUCUGUGUUUGGGUUUGUGUGAGGAAGCAGUGUGGUUGGAGUGUUGCUCUGAGGUGUCAGAGCUGAAACACUUCCUCGUCUCUACUCAUCACACCAACCUGCAGAGAACAUCAACGGCUCACAGUCUGCUUAACAGCCCACUGAUCUCACAUGUGACACACUGAGUGCACAUUGCUUUACCUACACUUAUCAGACUCUUUUCUCAGUUAAAUUAUUAGUGUGACGUGUGAGACAUUAAGAGGUACUGAUAGAGCGUGAUAUCUGAUUACUUUGAUUUCGUGCAGAACUGGUCUUCCUCACUCCCGAGUGAUGCCUCGUUCUUUCUUGGUGAAGCGAGGAGGGCUGCACCACCUUCGGCCUGCAGAGAGAGGCCCUGGAUCAACCACGCUGUAUUCUCCUGCUGCCAAACACCCUGAUGGAGACGAGCACCUUCAGCCAUUCAAUCCCAAAUCUUACGUCUGUAGAUCUCCUGAGCCCUGCAGUCCUGUCAAUCAAAAUACUUUAAGUCCCUUUGAAAAAGCCGGAUCUCCUACACCAGCCCUAUGGUCCAGACCACCUGUGAACUCAGAAUAUCCAGACAAACUGUCAGGGGGACUGGGAGACUUGACUCAGCACGCUCAGGUCCUCAGGGAGACCAAGAGCUCGAAGAUCAGCGCUCUGAGGCAAGAGUGUCCAUUGUGUAGCAAAAUAUGUUCAUGUCUGUCCAGUUUAAAGACACACCUCAAGAGUCAUACAGGCAGGUCACCUCUGUCGCCAGCACGCAUCAAGUCCAGGAGAGAUACUGAACAGACACCAUGCAGGGGCAAGGAGAGGACGUUUGGCUGUACCGUGUGCGGAAAAGUGUUCAAGCGCUCCUCCACCCUCUCCACUCAUCUGCUCAUACAUUCAGACACCCGACCGUAUCCCUGCCAGUACUGCGGCAAGAGGUUCCACCAGAAGUCUGACAUGAAGAAACACACCUUCAUACACACUGGAGAGAAACCCCAUGUGUGUCAGAUAUGUGGGAAGGCAUUCAGCCAGAGCUCCAACCUCAUCACCCACAGCCGUAAACACAGGGACGACCGGCCCUACCGCUGCCCUCACUGCCUCUACAGUUUCCAGCACAAAGUGGACCUGCGGCAGCACCAGGAGCACCACUGCGCCUACCGCUGACUUUCACUCAGCCGAGCCAACAUCUGCAGCCUUUUUCAUAGGGAAUGCUUUGAGGACAUACUAUAAAUCUACUGACUGUGUUGUCUUCAUGACCAAGUCAAAUACUGUAUUACAUCCAAAGCUAGUUUAGUUUAUAUUUUAGAUUUAUCUUUUAGGACAGUGAGGAAAACUGUUCUGCUCACAGGAUAAUAUUUCAUUGGCUUAUUGUUUACUUUAGUGAAGAAUAACCAAUGGCAGUGAAUUGAGCUUGUGAAAAGAUAUAUUGUCAGGGAAAUGUGCUUAUCUUUCUCACAUGGUUUGUCCAUAUUGUCAGCAGAUCUGUGAUUAUUUGAAGGUGGAGUGAAACUGAAAUUUCACUUUCACUUUCCUUUUACAAUCAACAAACUAAAACAGCGGUUCCCACACACACACACACACACACACACUCCCAGGUUGGGAAUUGCAGAAAUUUAGCUUUGACAGUCUGGUGACACACUACAUUGUUUAUGAAGGCAGUUGGUUGACUGAAUGCAGUGCUGCAUCAGUAUGAAGAGAUCUCUGAACAGCAGUGUAGUUCAGUACACGUAAGUAGAAAGCUGAAUAUAACUUUUAACUUUCUUGUCACAGUGAGACUUUAAACUGAGUCCAAUAAACAGAUAUAUUAUUUG
Molecule: messenger RNA, 1990 nt
Organism: Scomber scombrus (Atlantic mackerel)
Lineage: Eukaryota; Metazoa; Chordata; Actinopteri; Scombriformes; Scombridae
Product: zinc finger protein Gfi-1-like
Exons: 7
Coding region: 501-1343 (280 amino acids)
Biological process (GO): regulation of transcription by RNA polymerase II
Cellular component (GO): nucleus
Molecular function (GO): RNA polymerase II cis-regulatory region sequence-specific DNA binding; DNA-binding transcription factor activity, RNA polymerase II-specific
Source: RefSeq, a predicted model, not a curated record